Messenger RNA from Phytophthora nicotianae INRA-310, 1821 nucleotides. RefSeq lists its product as hypothetical. The record is from RefSeq and is a predicted model, not a curated record. The coding region runs from base 406 to 1014 and encodes 202 amino acids. Lineage: Eukaryota; Oomycota; Peronosporomycetes; Peronosporales; Peronosporaceae. Gene Ontology annotation, cellular component: BRCA1-A complex; nuclear body; BRISC complex. Gene Ontology annotation, biological process: positive regulation of DNA repair; mitotic G2 DNA damage checkpoint signaling; protein K63-linked deubiquitination. The transcript is spliced from 7 exons.
CAUGGAAUGAGCGCGCUCCAAGUGCCGAGCGGGACUUCGACUUUGUUUUUUUUUUCUUGGCUCUUGUCUCGGUUGAUUCUGCACGCUCGCAGAUCUCUGAUUAGUAUUUGUACCGGUCCUUGCAGCAGGAGACCGCCCUCGAGGCGAAGGAGACUGCUGUCCGCCCCAGAGGUUGCCGAUAGUACUGCGCCUUGUUAGUGUUGGUGGUGCGAACUGCCGUGGGCUUGAGCGCAGUCACGUCAGCGCUGUGCUUGGACUUGUGUUGACGCACAACAAAGUUGCUGGACCCGUUGGCCGCUGGCAUCGCAGCGGCCUCGUCUGUGCCUUGGCGAAGUCUUCGAUAGUACAGCUCAACUGAGCCCAAUCUCGCCAUAUAAAAAGCCAGUCAAUCGGUAGUACAAAGCCAUGGAGGUCACUCCGACGCUGGACGAUGCUGAAGCUCUUCGGCAACUAAUGCUCGCGGAUGAACAUCUUAUGAUCUGUUUGUGUGGAGUGGACGAGGAGCACGAUGAAGAUGCCAGAGCGCUGCAGGAGGCUGUGCAGAAGAUCGUUCGAAUCAAGAAGCAGAUGGGGGGCAAUCACCAGAUCAGCCUCGCAAGAGUUCAGGGAUCGAGACUCAUUGUCGAGCAGGAGUUCACGAAAGAUGUCGAUACUUUGGUCGCAGCAGUGCCUGGAUUGCUUACCUCGGCUGUAUGUGAUUCCAUGGUGGACCUUGAUGCACUACUGGCCGAAGCUGCACGCUACUUCGGUGCCCAAAGGGAAAUGGAGCGCCAGGCCACUUCGUCGUUCCGCUUGCUGCUAGUCUAUAGGCAGGUGAAGAAGUGUUUAUCAUACAGAGUCCGUCGCUGCACGCCAGCCAGAGUGAAGUCGCCCAGGCGUUUAUCAAAGACCCUGUUUGUCAUUUGGACGUCAUCUACUGGCAUCAAGACGUCCCCGUUGAGGCAGCUCAGAACGUGUUCAACCAGUUCUGCGCUUACGACAACACGAACCUAUUUGCCAAGUUUUACUUCCUAGAAGUCGGGCAAUCACUCGAGCGGUUGCACCAGGUACGAUUCGGUUCAUGUUUAUUAAAACUCACGAUUCGCAUCGAGAGGCACGCACGAUUGCCAGCAGAAACGAGUAUAUCUAACAACUAAGCUGGUCGUUGAUGGCUGGCCAGGCACUCGUGCUGAUGUUGUCGCACCCAGCACACCGAAUGAGUCAAAAUGUUGCAGAACAGCUUCUGGGGUCGUGGUUUUCACCAAACAAAAGGAUCGACUCCCAGCAAGAUAAAUAGUUGAGCAGACCUGCUGUCGGUCCAUACGAAUGGAACCAGUCCGUCGUCACUAGCGAGGUUGGCGGCAGGCUGAAGAGUUCGCUAACACGAUGCGCCAUUACUGAUGCCACCAUUCCUCCCUUACGGAAUGUCUGCAAAAAAGUCCGAGAUGCCUUCGCUGUCGUCCAGGUUGAAACAAAAAUCUGGAUCGGUCUAAGCACAGCGCGUACAUGAUUAAUUGGACGGACCGAGCAGGCGCUGUAAAGCUAUGAGCUGGAUAAGAGUGUUCAAUACCUUUAACGGUGCAAGUUUGAAUAUUCCGCUGUCCGAGUCGUAUGAUCUCUGCUGCAGGAAAGAGGCAAACAGAAACGUAAGGAUAUAGCAAGAUAGCACAUCGGAGCACUCAGAUAUACUGACCUGGUCUAAAGGAGGUGCUGGGCUAUCAGGCGUUUCAAUUGCUCGAGCAUCCUUCGUCGCCUCGCUGGCACCGCCAGCCUCCUUUUCAUCCAUUCGUCGAACUAAAUACACAUCCACGGGUCCAUCUAACGAGACAGCAAUAACGGGUU